AUGGUGGGCAGCAAUGAGCUGAUUGACAAGCACGAAACUCCCUGCUACGACGAAAUCACUGUUACGCAGCCUCCCAUUCAAUCCCUAUACCAUAUCACUCAUCUUCGCAGUCUUCGGUCACAGCCACUCCUUGCUCCUGGAGAGGAUAGCAGUGUCAGAAAGAAUGACCCGAAUGAUCUUAUAUCCCGCAAGGUGAUUAGCACCGAAGAUGCAGAGAUGUUAGUAGGUCAUUACCUACAGCGAACAGAUCAUUAUCUCUACGGAAUAGCAAGCGAUCACCAGGGAUUGACUGCUAUUCGCCACGCAUCCCCACUUCUCUUGACGGCCAUAUUGAUGGUGGAAGCAUUGCAAACUCCGAAUGGCCAGCGCUGGUAUCAGCUUUGCUAUUCAGAGUUUCGCAAAUUAAUAGCCGAUUUUACCUUUUCUCAUCAAGUUUCUUUGGAAGAUCUUCGAGGUCUUUGUAUUGCCUGCUUCUGGGUGAGCGAUAUUUCGUGGACAAUCUCAAGUCUUGCAAUCCGCCGGGCUACCGAGUUGGAGCUCCACAAAUCACCCUUAAUGGCCCUAGAACCUCCAAAGACGGGGGGUUCUUUGGCAGCCGAAGUUCAACAGACAAAGAGACUGACUGACAGCGUCCGAUUGUGGUAUUUGCUGUAUAUUUGCGACCAACAUCUGGCCAUUCUAUAUGGACGGCCUUCUGUCAUGCGGGAGGAUGAAGGUAUCAGCAAGUGGCCGCUAUAUCUUGCAGUCCACCCAGAUUCUGCUAUAGAUAUACGUAUUCUCAGUCAAAUUGCCUUGCUGCAGAUAUUGAGGUCCGUCUCGGAGACCUUCGGCCAAGAUCCGAAACGACGUGUGCCAACGUUUCUCAAGCCACAAUUGGUUACUUUCAAUCAGAAGAUUGACCAGUGGGCUCUUGAAUGGUUGGAAAAGUCUCAAGACCACCAGGUCAUAGGAACCUACCCAAGCAAAGCGAUCAUGCUGCAUCACCAUUUCUCUAAACUUCUCAUCUCCUCUCAUGUCUUCCGCGGCCUGGGGGUCGACUUCAAUACGGAUCCAUUCCCUCCGGAGUUCGAAGACCUGGCUUCUGUUGCCAUUUCUUCAGCGAAAUCAGUUUUGGAACUCACAGCAAACGACGCAGACCUUAUACGCGCGUUCGUUAGCAUUCCACAUUAUUACCACACGAUGAUCGCAUUCGCGUGCUCGUUCUUGUUGAAAAUUUCGAAAAGAUACCAAAGCCACAUCGGCCUUGAUGUUGCACUGGUCAUGGAUACUGUCAAGCCCGUUAUCAAGCUCUGCCUCGUCACUAAGUGUACCAGCUAUCACCUCGUUCAUUGGAUUGGUCGUGGACUUCAAGUGCUUCUGGCAACCUAUAUGGAUUUUACAAGGGAAGCGAAUCAACAAAUGCAAAUAAACGCCUCCGAUGACGCAAAUCAGACCGCGCGCGACCCUUUCUGCAUGUCUGGCCUUCCAGUAGGUAUGGAUGAAAAUGCAAUGCAGUUGAAUUUCAAUCCCAGCAUAUGGGAAACGGCUUCCUCAAUUGUGUAUAAUGAUGGGCUGCCCAUGACUUUGCAAUGUUUUUCCAACGCUACUGCCCCCGUGACAGAUUCGAUGCCUGCCCACGGUGAAUCUUUGCAGUAUGGCUCAGAUACUUUUUAUGGAUCUUCUAUAGAUCCGUAUGCGCCGUUUCCUUCAGUCGAGCAUCUUGGGCUAGGUUUGUUAUAG
Penicillium nucicola is the source of this 1719-nucleotide messenger RNA. RefSeq names its product fungal specific transcription factor domain-containing protein. Gene Ontology annotation, biological process: DNA-templated transcription. Gene Ontology annotation, molecular function: zinc ion binding; DNA binding. NCBI's taxonomy places the organism in Eukaryota, Fungi, Ascomycota, Eurotiomycetes, Eurotiales, Aspergillaceae. The transcript is spliced from 2 exons. The coding region runs from base 1 to 1719 and encodes 572 amino acids. The record is from RefSeq and is a predicted model, not a curated record.